CGGGGUUAGCAGAUUAGACAAAUAAACAUGGAAUCCAUCUUUCACGAGAAACAAGAGGGCUCUCUAUGUGCCCAGCACUGUCUCAAUAACCUGCUACAAGGCGAGUAUUUCAGUCCAGUAGAAUUAUCGUCUAUUGCAAUGCAACUAGAUGAGCAAGAGCGAAUGAGAAUGGCAGAAGGAGGCCUGACAAGUGAGGAAUAUAGGAUUUUUAUACAACAGCCGUCUGGAAAUAUGGAUGAUAGUGGAUUCUUUUCUAUUCAGGUUAUAAGCGAUGCUUUGAGUGUUUGGGGAUUAGAACUUAUUCUUUUCAAUAGUCAAGAGUACCGGAGCCUUGGGAUCAAUCCUAUAGAUGAGAAGGCAUUUAUUUGUAAUUAUAAAGAACACUGGUUCACUGUAAGAAAAUUAGGAAAACAGUGGUUUAAUUUGAAUUCAUUGUUGACGGGUCCAGAGUUAAUAUCAGACACAUACCUUGCACUAUUCCUGGCUCAGUUACAGCAGGAAGGUUACUCCAUAUUUGUUAUUAAGGGUGACCUCCCUGAUUGUGAAGCUGACCAGCUACUACAGAUGGUUUACGUACAUCAAGCACAGAGACCAAUGCUUAUAGGAGAGGACGCAGCAGCAAGGGACUUAAGGGUACAAAGAAGUGAGGCUAGUUUGGAAGGGGACAGAUUAUAUGAAGCACCAGUUAUGAUGGACGAAGAUGAGGAGAAUCUCCAGAAAGCACUUGCGCUUAGUCGACAACAAAUUGACAUGGAAGAUGAAGAAGCAGAUUUACGUAGAGCAAUUCAGCUUAGUAUGCAAGGUGGUCAUCGUAGUGAAUUUACAGAGUUACAAUCGCCUAAUAUUCCACAGUCCUCGGGGGCAAGUGUGCCUGCAUCUCUUUCAUCAGAGGAACUACGACUGAGAAGACAGCUAUAUUUUGAGAAGCAGCAACAGUUAAAGACUGAGCAGACCCCACAAACUCAUGAUGCAACUCCAGAUGCACUAAAUGCUGAUUCAGGUAAAUAUUUUUUUUGUAUGAUUUUUCAAAUUAUUAUUCAUAGGAUUAUUUUUAAAAGAAAUUCCAUAAAAGAUUGUAGAGUUUAUAUCAAUCAUUUGCCCACCAUUACAUCAUGGCAUGUAUCUUUGUUAGCAGUUGCUGACUGACCACCAGGUACUUUAACACCACCAUGUACUGUUCACUACCUCACACCCCAAGCAUUUUCCUAAGCUUAUGUUCUGUUAUUACACGGAAGCACAGGCACUCUCCAAAAUGUAUGUCUUGUCAAGUUUGUAAACUGCUACGCACACACAUGCAUCU
Bombina bombina (fire-bellied toad) is the source of this 1300-nucleotide messenger RNA. It is a transcript of the gene ATXN3, whose product is annotated as ataxin 3. Gene Ontology annotation, cellular component: nucleus. The record is from RefSeq and is a predicted model, not a curated record. Lineage: Eukaryota; Metazoa; Chordata; Amphibia; Anura; Bombinatoridae. The transcript has 10 exons. The coding region runs from base 28 to 1146 and encodes 372 amino acids. Gene Ontology annotation, molecular function: cysteine-type deubiquitinase activity. Gene Ontology annotation, biological process: protein deubiquitination.